Strongylocentrotus purpuratus (purple sea urchin) is the source of this 2568-nucleotide messenger RNA. RefSeq lists its product as uncharacterized. NCBI's taxonomy places the organism in Eukaryota, Metazoa, Echinodermata, Echinoidea, Camarodonta, Strongylocentrotidae. The transcript is spliced from 3 exons. The record is from RefSeq and is a predicted model, not a curated record. The coding region runs from base 168 to 626 and encodes 152 amino acids.
AAACUAAAGAAUUAAAAAGUUAACGUCUUGAUAAAAACUAGUCUAUUCCCUAUUUUAUUUUGCAAACGAGACUGAGCUGCAUUGAAGUGGAAAAUAACAUCGUAAUUCUGGAGAGAGAAAGCCAGAGAUUUGCCAUUUUAAAAAGGUCAUUUCAAGAAUGGGUUGCUAUGGAUACAGAUACUGAUACCAUUGGUGAAGGCAGUCCACUUCCUGUUUCGUCACCCAUUCAUGCAGCAAGUCAGGAGAGUACCCUUCCUGUAGACUCUGAUUCAAAGUCAAUCAUGGACCUGUUGAUAGGAAUCAAAAUGGCCGUUGAGGAUCUGUGUGCUUCUGAGGUCCUGGAAGUCAGGUUGUGCUGUUGGUUGAUCUGCUGUUUGGUGAUCUUGUGGCUGUGCAUCGUCCUGGCCUGGCAGACGUAUGGACGCGAGAUCAUGACGGUGCUUGCUGGGCAGGACAAGUUGAAUAGGAGUGGAUCGGUGUCAAGAGAAUCCAGCAGACAGAAUUCAGCAGAAGAUGCAUAUUUAGUGACAGAACCUCCAGAAAGUAAGAGUGAAAAAUGGCAGGAGCAGCCCGGAAGACCCCUUGAAUCAUCCGUCUCUGCACCUCACCAUCCAAAGACUGAUUGAGAAAUCAAAAUAUCUUCUCAAGUCUCAAACCCCCACUGUCCAAAGAUGGAUUGAGAUAAAGACAAAAUAACUCCUCAACCCCUUAUCAUUCAAAGACUGAUUGGGAAAUGGAAAUAUCUUCAGAACACCCCAUGCUUCAUAGACUGAUUGAGAAAUCAAAGUUAUCUCCAGGAUGGUGAGUUUUGAUCACUGGAAAAUAAGAAAUACAAGUGGAGCUCUGGAAGGACACAAGACAGACUUAUUGGGGGAAAUUUGGAUGAGUUUUCUUGCAAGUGCCUAGUCAAAAAUUGUUCUAGGAGUGGACCAGAAUGAUCCAUGCAACCUUGUGAUGAGAUUUCUUAAGUAGUGAGCUGGAUCUUCCAUUGGCCGAUGCGAGCAAGAGCAUUGACCACUGACAACAUGUUUUUAUUUCAAUCGGAAAGCUUUGCAGAGUAAGGAGAUGAGAGAGUCAAAACUUAUUUAUAGGUAUGAUAAGGGUUAGGUCUUCAUUGGUGAGCUGAAAUCAUGCACACUGGAAUAUUUCAAGAAAAUAAAUCAAAACUUGCUUAACUAUUUCUUAUCAAGUAUGGACAUGAUCAAUGGAGAAAACAUCCAUGUCAAAGAAAAAUAUGAAAACAAAUGUAGAUGGUGAACCAAGAAAAUCCAAGAAAAUCCAGUGUAAUAGUCUUAUGCACCUGUGAAGUGUUCAAAAUUAUUUUGGGCUGUAUUGCAAGGAUAUUACACCUCUACUUCGGUAUUUUGUCAUAUUGUCUUUUGUAACCUUCUUGAUUGAGAGUUUAGAUGCCUUAGAGUUGUCCAUCCUGUGCUGGGUAAAUUUCUGACUUGGUACAAGUAUGCAUCACUCGUAGGAAGAUAAACUUGGCAGGCUUAAGUUUAAUUAAACCAUGUUGGAGGCUACCGUGAUCAUAUAUGUUAAUCAUAAAACAAAAACAAAAAUGUAUAGGCUAUGGUCAAAAUGGUGGUCUUAUGAUUAAAGGAAUAUUAACUGGGUGUGGAUAUGGUAUUUGGAAAAGAUUUACCUUUAGUUUUUCUAAUUGCUUGCUUAUUGUAUACAUUCAGGGGAAAAUUCUGGCAGGAUUAUUUAAGAAACAAGUUAUUUUCUAUUUGGGUCUCUGUAGAUACGUUAAUCAAAUAAUUCGAAAAUAUUUUGUGUGUGAUCUGAUUGGACUGCUAAUGAUAAAGUUGAAAUGAAAUCGUUGAUUAUUAUCAUCAAAAAUAGCAUAAAAAUUGAAGUUAAAUACAGCUUUACAUUUCUUUACACAUCCUGAAAUUACUUUCAAUUUAAUUCUGGAAAUGACUGUCACAACCGCAGAGGUUCAGUAACUUUAACUAAGUCUUGUCACAGUAGGGUGUCAAAGUGCAAUAACUGAAAUAUCUUGCCACAAUUGUAUUGCUGUCAAGAAUCACAAUAGUGUUUUCAUACUGAAAUUUUGAUGCAAGGACAUACAGGUAUGGCAUAUUCAUAUCAUUUGUACUAUUUGAGAGUCAACUUGUGAGAAGUGACAAUGCUCUGUGUGUGCCUAAAUGGACCACUUUUCCAGUACCGGUAUAUUACAUUCUUGUGUAAAUACAUGUUUCUUGAACAUGCAAAUUUGCUCUUGAUUACCUAAAAGUUUUCUAGGGGCUUGCCCAUCAUAACAACUAAUAUAUGCAAGGUGGAUUCCAUUCAUAUAAAGUAGUUGAAUAGCUUGUCCGUGUAGGGUCUGACAAGAAACUGCCAUAAAUCUUGAUAGAUAAAAUAAACGACAUGCAGUAAAUUUCCUCAACGGUCAUUUCACUAUUAUUCUUAAGUUUCAUGGUAAAGAUAAGGAUGCAAUAGAGAGCAAUUUUGAAAUAUUUUUUCCAACUGAUCUUGACCAUGAACAUAACUAUAUAUCAUGUUUUGUUUUUUAUGGGAGCAGUUCUGUUUUUAUUCACAAUAUAGUAUUCAUGCUGUACAGAA